Molecule: messenger RNA, 774 nt
Organism: Euleptes europaea (tarantolino)
Lineage: Eukaryota; Metazoa; Chordata; Lepidosauria; Squamata; Sphaerodactylidae
Gene: PEX11B
Product: peroxisomal biogenesis factor 11 beta
Exons: 4
Coding region: 23-766 (247 amino acids)
Biological process (GO): regulation of peroxisome size; peroxisome fission
Cellular component (GO): peroxisomal membrane
Source: RefSeq, a predicted model, not a curated record
CGAGUGGAGAGUGGCUGGAGCGAUGGAUUCCUGGGUGCGAUUCAGUGCCCAAAGCCAAGCUAAGGAGCGGGUAUUCAGGGCUGCUCAGUACGCCUGCACUCUGCUUGGCUACACACUGCAGAAGAAUGGGGCCAGCCCUGAUUUUCUUGCUAGGAUCAAGCAGUUAGAGGCUCACAUGAGCUUGGGACGCAAAUUGUUCCGGCUAGGGAAUUCUGCCGACGCCCUGGAAGCAGCCAAACGGGCCAUUCACCUGUCGGACAUGGUCCUUCGGUUCUGCAUCACCGUGAGCCACCUGAACAGAGCCAUGUACUUCGCCUGUGACAAUAUCCUAUGGGCUGGGAAAUCAGGCCUCGUCCCACAUAUGGACCAGGAGAAAUGGAGCCAGAGAUCGUUCAGGUAUUACCUCUUUGCACUGAUAAUGAACCUGAGCCGGGAUGCCUAUGAAAUCCGUCUGCUGAUGGAGCGUGAGGGGAACGGGAAGUGCCAAAGGGGGGGCGGGGACAACAGCCGCACCCCCGGGGAGGACGGCAAGCUCCAGCAAGUGGCGCUGAGACUGAGGCUGCAGCUCCGCCUCCUCGCGCAGGUGUUGAGGAGCAACCCGCCUCUUCUCUUGGACGUGGUGAAAAACGCCUGUGACGUUUUCAUCCCUCUGGACAGGCUGGGCCUGUACAAGACUGGCCCGGGUUUCGUGGGGCUCUGCGGCCUGACGUCAUCGGUCCUCUCCAUCUUCACCAUUGUCCACCCGUGGCUGAAGCUGAAACCUUGAAAAGGUGU